UACCAUAUUCCUUUUGUUGUGUGAUGGUGAUGGUGCGGUGUGGAACUUCUUUCGCAGAAUAUUACACCCAAAAUUGCAGAGAAAAUGCAACAACAGCCGGUAUCAUCCAACUUGGACCAUCAGAUAAUAACAACUAAUCAUGAUCUUAGCCAACUUGUGCCGUCAUUUCUCGGACAAUCCAUCCAGGCCCAGCAGUCAGCGUCGACCCAAGGAAAUGCGGCUCAAAAUGUCGCUGCGAGUACGGUUCUUGUCAGUGCGUACAGCAUGUCCCCGAUGAUGAGCGCCGCCGGAACUCCCCGCAUGAGUUUUGCUGGGAGUAUGGUUUCACCGAAUACGUCAGCUCCUCCUUCGGCAGCUGCAGCAGCAGCGGCGGGAGGUGGUGGUAUUCCUUUGCCCCUAAUGUCUCCGGUCGGAAUGCAUGGCUUGCCGACUGGUCCACGAACGCCUGAUGGACAACCUCUGCUUUCCCCGAUGGGUGCGUUCCCUGGCUACCCCUACCAGGCCGUCUUGCCACCCCUGGAGUCUCCUACCAGCCUUCUCCAGGCCAGGCUACAACACUCCCCAGGAUUUCCCUUCCCUCAACAGGGAACCAUGCAUCCACAACAAGUCUUCUUUCCUGGGCCCUAUGAGGACCAGGGGACUGGCCAGAGGGUGCCCACUAUUGACAAGAUGUCUUGGCUGGAUGCUGCAGAGAUUAUCUUAGAGGAAGCCCAACAGCCCUUACAUCUCAAAGACAUUAAGCAAAGGAUCGUAGAACAGGGACUGGUUGGUCCUAAUGCAAGGUCCAGUCUAGAGACCCUCAUGUACAGGGACGCACAGAAAGGCAGCAAACGAUUUGUUAAAUUGGAUGAACUUCUGGGAGUCUUCAGACUUAUGACACCUGAGGAGAAAAAGGCUGCCAGGAAAACCAACAAGAAAACCCCCAAGCAAGCGACCCCAAAGACAACCUCCCCGAAAACGACCGUUGCGACCACGGUCACAACCACUACAACAGCGCCAACAAUAUCACCAACAGCCACAACUGAACCCACAACAGUGACUAGUCCGACUGCUGCAGCUCAAGCCGAGAGGAACGCCAAAUUUAAGAGGAAGAGCCGAAACCUAAGACGUCUUAUCAAGGCCAUGGUCUUUGAGAAUGCUGCCCUCUGUGAUGAAGUGGCACGCACCGAAGCAAAGCUGCCUAGAGCAAGAGCAGAACGGCGGUUCCUCCUUCUGCGACUCCUUCACUACCAAGCCUUGACCGGGAAGCCCCUCUUGGACAAUGACCAGCAGCCAGCGGUCAAGAAGGAGACGAACACAAAGGAGAAAGAGGCAGAAAAGACGAAUAGGAAGGAGAAGACAGAGAAGGUUGCAAGGAAAGAUAAGGAUAGGGAGAGAAAGAAGGACAAGAACAGGCAUAAGCACAAGAAGAACAAGAAAGGAUCUAAAGAUGGUGAUAAGAAAUUAGAAGCGAAUCAACUCAAGAAGAAAAAGCCAAGUAGUAGUCUGAAAAGACACAUCUUACCCAUACCUAUGAAUGAAGAAGGUCAGCCAAUCUUCCCCAUUGUUCUGGGAAGCCUGACUGUCCACUCCCUGGGGAAGGUCAUCCCGGACAAGGUCACCUUCCACUCGGACCGAUUCAUCUACCCCGCUGGUUUCCAUAGCACCCGUAUCUAUGGCAACAUGGAUGACCCCAAGAAGAAGUGCGUUUACACCUGCAAGAUUAUUGACAAUGAAGGGGAAGCCAAGUUUGAGAUCUCUGAUGACCAAACACCACCUACCAUCCUGAGUGCAAACACAGCUACAAAGUGCCAUCGGAAAUUACUUCAGGCCGUCAAUAAAGCUUUUGGCGAGGACAUUGUCAACGAGUCCCGGGACCGGUCCCAAGAGUUCUUUGGCUUCUCCCACCCCACCAUUCAGAACCUGAUCCAGGGCUUAGCCGGAGCGACCCAGUGCAUGGCCUACCGGUGGCUACGGUUCGAGGAAUGCAAACCAGAGGAAAGAGAGAAGAUUGCUCACUGGUAUGAGAGCGACCCGACCGUCUGCUACGAGGCUCUUUGUAAUGCAUACAAGAAAAAGAUGGAUGACAAACAAGCUGCAGCUAUAGCUUCCACAACUACCUCCGCGCCACCAACGUCAUCAACAUCAGCAACCUUCCCAACGUCGAUGUCAUUGACCGGCUCGAUGUCAUCAAGCGCUUCUAUGUCAUCGGCCACCAUGCCCGUUACACCUGUAGCGUCACCAUCAGAAAGUCAUAAUCUAAGAUCGUUGCUUACCUCCGCUCCCAUUGUCAGCCUGCAGCCUUCGAUGUCAGCAAGACUGGACAGUUUCUCGGGAAAUGAAGGGAAGUGAUGGCACUCCCACAGGUGUAUAUUUACUUGGCCUCCAGGCAGUUAGACCUCUUUUCAAAUAGGCUAAUGCCACUUGGGCUAAUAAUGAUCCGCUUUUAUGCAGUGCUGAAAUUCAUUGGAAAGACAUCCGUAAGAGCUUUACAGAUAUAUUAUUACCAGUCAUCGGAUCCUGGCAUGCCAGCUUAAUGUGUAUGCACCUUCUCCACUCCCUAGGGAGCAUUCCAACAUGAGUUUCAAGACUCAUUUAAUAGGCAUACCGGUACUUCAUUAGGCUUUCGCAUCCUACUGUUAACCUGUUUAACUCCCGGUUGGAGAGUGGCAACGUGUGGAUUAAUGUCUUGUUAAAGGACACUAGACCAUGGUAGGAUUUGAACACAUAACCCUAUGAUUACUAAGCAAAGUUGGAACCACUACACCACUAUGCUUCCACAUAUGUUCACUUGGUCUGCAAGCAGUACAUAUAGUUCUCAGAUAGUCUAAUACAACAUCUGAUAAACCCAUUUGGUCUAAUAUCAAUUUGGUUUAAUGGACAUUUGGGCCCGAAUUCACAAAGGUGGGUUUGAAAACCCACGGUUGAGUCCAUGGUUUAUGCAGAUCUCCUGUAUAAAUUAAGCCUAAUUUAGCAUGUAUCGGGCGCGUGUAUAAAAAGUGUCCAAUGCUGAUGCGCACUUUUGUCACAGUGCGCCAAAUUGACGCCUGUUGCCAUGGUUAUCUACCCUAUUUUAUUCAUGAGUCCACUGGAACCACCUUUGUGAAUUCGGGGCUUGGUGUACAACACACUUGGUUCCAUAAUCAAUAUGUCAUAAGGGGUGUUGCAAGAAAAUAUUUGCAAUCAAUUGCAAAUAUUCUGUUGCCAUUUUACAAUUGAUAGAUCAAUUUUUACUGCAGCAAAUGAGAUGAAAUGCCUUGUUUCAAGAAGCAGAUAAGCAAUCAAUUGCAAAUUUGCAAUUAAUUUCCAGACUUAUGAUUGAUUUAGGGAACAA
Lytechinus variegatus (green sea urchin) is the source of this 3313-nucleotide messenger RNA. RefSeq lists its product as uncharacterized. Gene Ontology annotation, biological process: regulation of DNA-templated transcription; regulation of cell cycle. Gene Ontology annotation, cellular component: nucleus. The coding region runs from base 85 to 2331 and encodes 748 amino acids. The record is from RefSeq and is a predicted model, not a curated record. The transcript is spliced from 11 exons. NCBI's taxonomy places the organism in Eukaryota, Metazoa, Echinodermata, Echinoidea, Temnopleuroida, Toxopneustidae.